This is a messenger RNA of Dromaius novaehollandiae (emu), 1106 nucleotides long. It is a transcript of the gene MMP7, whose product is annotated as matrix metallopeptidase 7. Gene Ontology annotation, molecular function: zinc ion binding; metalloendopeptidase activity. Gene Ontology annotation, cellular component: extracellular matrix. The record is from RefSeq and is a predicted model, not a curated record. Bases 16 to 927 code for a protein of 303 amino acids. Gene Ontology annotation, biological process: extracellular matrix organization; proteolysis; collagen catabolic process. The transcript is spliced from 6 exons. Lineage: Eukaryota; Metazoa; Chordata; Aves; Casuariiformes; Dromaiidae.
ACUAAAACAUGACUCAUGUACCCGAUUGCCACAUGCAGCUCGCAGGAUUUAUAUAAGCAUGACAGCUGUAGUCUUGAGAGACAGCAGAUUGAACAUUUUUGGCUUCAGCAAGGCUCCUUCGCAAAGCGGAGCACUAUGCAAUAUCUUUUACUUUGUGCUGCCCUCCUCCUACCUCAGAGUCUUGCUUUUCCGACACAACUUAAACCACAAUCAUGGAGCUCCACAGACUUGGAGAAUGUAAAGACAUAUCUUGAUAAGUUCUUUCCACUUCUUAGAAAAACAGAUAGCCAAAGCUUAGAAGAAAGGAUUAAAACCAUGCAGAGGUUUUUCCACCUGACUGUAACUGGAACAUUAAAUGCAGAAACAAAGGAAAUAAUGAACCAGCCCAGAUGUGGAGUCCCUGAUAUAGCAGAUUACAAAACAUUUCCUGGAAAUCCAAGAUGGAGAAACAAGUAUUUGACUUACAGGAUUGUUAAUUAUACACCUGAUUUACCCCGAGCAAAGGUGGAUGAAGCAAUAAGUAAAGCUUUGAUGGUAUGGAGUGAUGUGACUCCACUGCAGUUCAAAAGAGUUUUUCGAGGAAUUGCAGACAUUAUGAUCGGAUUUGCACGUCGUGAGCACGGUGAUGGAAAUCCUUUUGAUGGAAGAGGUAACACAUUAGCUCACGCGUUUGCACCUGGAGAUGGGCUAGGUGGAGAUGCUCAUUUUGAUGAAGACGAAAUGUGGUCAGAGUACAAUCGAGGAAUUAAUUUGUUCCUUGUUGCUGCUCACGAAUUUGGCCAUUCUUUGGGACUCGCCCAUUCAAAUGUCCGUGGUGCUCUGAUGUACCCUACGUAUUCGUAUGUGAACCCGGAAACCUUCCAGCUUUCAGAGGAUGAUAAGCGAGGAAUUCAGAAGUUAUAUGGGCGCAAGUCUGCAAAUUCUUGAAGAAAGAGUUUCAAAAAGCAGAAUUCACAUCUAGUACUUAUGGUGUUCCAAAAAUAUUUUACUCUUCAGGAUAAUCAAAGGAGAAGCUCUUGAACUGCACAUUAUGUCCCUGAAUUUUUACAUAGAUUUAUUUACACUUUAUACAAUUUGAUUUGAUAAUUAAAAAAAAAUUUUGGAUA